Messenger RNA from Effrenium voratum, 1842 nucleotides. The record is from the annotation of a GenBank genome assembly. NCBI's taxonomy places the organism in Eukaryota, Dinophyceae, Suessiales, Symbiodiniaceae.
AUGGGCUCCACCGCGACUUGGCGCCACCGGAGGCCUGGCUUACAGCUGCGCUGUGCUUCGGACCUCGAGGCGGAUCUCUCGCGAUGGCUCUUGCAGGGGGAGGUGAGCUCAGCAUCACCAGCGUCAUCAUCCAGAAGCUCGAAACCCAGGGCAGAGCGGCAGCCAGAAGUCUUGGAAGAAAUGCCGGCCUUGAACGACAGAGGAUACCAGGCUGUCCUGGCAGAAGGCAGCUUCAGGCAACUCCGUUGCUUCAUUGAGCGGCUGGUCACCAGCAUGGAUGGGCUGAUUCUAUCGAGAGAUCAGCUCGUGUCCUUUGUUGAAGACUGCUCGCAGAGAAGCGAGCACUUCGAGACGUUGAUGCAGCAGCUGCAGGAUCAACCAUGGGUGAUUUGGUAUGACGAGAGCUUCAGGCUGCAGAUGCAGAAGCUGAGGCGAUAUGCGCCUCGAAGGGGUCAGACUUGGCUGAGGGAAUGGCGCAAGAAACGGCCUCCUUCGACAGACGAGCUCCUGAAGUCCAUUGAGGCCUGGGAGGCCCGCAAAGAAAAGGCGGCGGAGCUUCGGGAUUCGGCGCCACUGACCGCGGCGGGCUACCGGCAGGCGAUGCGGGGGGAGGGCUUCUGCGCCUGGCUGUCGCGGCUCAUCGACAGCAUGGGCGGCAAGGUGCUGCGUUUGGUGCAGCUGAGGGCCUUCGCGCGCUGGCACCUCAAGGAGCUUGCGGGGCUCGAGGAGCUGCGCGGCCUGCUCCUGCGCCAGACCUGGAUCCUGUGGCCGGAGGACAGCGUGGAGCUUCAGCAGAGGAAGGCCCAGGUGGCCUGGCGGCGCCGGGUCCUGCGCCGCGCCUCGUCCUGGUCGGCGUCCUGGGCGCAGAGGGGCGCCACCAGCCCGGAGCUGAUCCGGAGGUUCCUGGCGGCCAAGUACGUGGACCAAGCGGAGCUGCUUCGGGUGCUGGCCUUCGCACGCCGGCGCCUGGUGCUUUCCGGGGAGGUCUUGGCGCUGGCGAUCCGCCGCCUGGGCCGCGUGCGGCUCUGGCAGCCCGCCCUGGCGCUCCUGGCGUCCGCCGGCGGUGGCGACAGUUCCGCCGGCGCCGGCGGCGCUGGGGGGGCGGAAGGCGCCGAAAAAUCGGAGAUGGCCUAUGUGGCUGCGGUGGACGCCUGCCGCAGCAGCGGCAGGUGGUGCCUGGCCAUCGACUGCCUGGUGCGCGCCAAGAGCGAGGGACUGGGAAGGGCGGUGAGCAACGCGGCGGGGGCCGCGCUGCUCCGGUGCCGAGGCGCCGACGCCUGGCCCUCGGUGCUCCAGCUGCUCGCUGGGCUCCUGUCCUCGCGCCUUGGCGCGGACCAGGUCAGCUUCGGCACGGCGCUGGCGGCCUGCGGCGCGUCGCGCCAGUGGCGCGCGGCGCUGCGGCUCGUGGGCCUCAUGCGGAAGGUGCGGCAACUCACGCCGGACUCGGAGUCUGCGCCGCUGUGCUCCGCAGCAGCGGCCUGCAACCGAGCAGGAGGCCUGGAGCUGGUCGCUGCAUUUGCUGGAGGUUGCACUUGGGGCCGGGCUUCGGCCCAGCCUUGCGCUGCGGAACUGCCAAAUCACGGCGCAGGGCCGUCGUGGGUGGGAGCCGGCGGUGCUGAUGCUGCAGCUGGCGCGCCUGCAGCCCGACCAGGUUUCCUUCACCAGCGCCUGCAGUGCCUGCGAGCACGCCGUGCCGGCUGCAGAGGAUGCGGCGUGGCGGCUGCUGCGGCAGCUCGCGCGGCAGCGGCUCCGCGCGGACGCACGGUUCUGUGGCACGCUGGCAAGGUCUUGCGCCUCGGCCCGAAGCUGGCAGAAGGCGGCGUGGCUGCUUCCAUGGGCUGA